Parnassius apollo (apollo) is the source of this 696-nucleotide messenger RNA. The record is from the annotation of a GenBank genome assembly. Lineage: Eukaryota; Metazoa; Arthropoda; Insecta; Lepidoptera; Papilionidae.
AUGUACAAGAUCCUUGAAGCACUGUCAUCCUAUGAACCUGAAUUGUUAACAUGCGCAACGCCACCUGCCGGCGUGACAGACCCAACUGCAAGAACACUAGCCUUACUAGCAGAUCUCUAUGAUAGAGAGCUGGUGGGCGUCAUUGGAUGGGCCAAACAGAUACCCGGCUUCACGGAUUUACAACUUAAUGAUCAGAUGCGGCUGCUGCAGAGCACGUGGGCGGAAAUGCUGAGCCUGAUGCUGGCGUACCGCUCGCUGCCGGCCGCCGGGCCCGGUGCGCUGCGCCUGCGCUUCGCCGUAGACCUCACGCUCGACGAGCAGCAGGCACGCGACAUCGGCGCGCUUGAUCUUUAUCUGCAGGUGUGCGGCGUGGCGCGACGGCUGGAACGCGCGGGCGCGCUGCGCGAGGAGUGCUUUCUGCUGAAGGCGCUCGCGCUCGCCAACUCGGAGGCGCGCCUCGACGAGCACGCCGCGCUGCGCCGCUUCCGCGACGCGAUCCUCGCCGCGCUCAACGACGCCACGCACGCGCUCAGGCCAUACAACGGCAACGCAGCGCUACAGCAACUGCUGCUAGUGCUGCCAGCGCUGCGGCACGCGGACGUGUCGGUGCGACGCUUCUGGGCCGCCGUACAUCGGGAUAGACGCGCGCCCAUGAACAAACUCUUCGUCGAAAUGCUGGAGGCCUGUCUCCGGUAG